UAGUCAUGGCGGCGUCUGUCGCUUGUCCGUUGUGUCUUCAUAGUUCGUUUUCACAAGUAAACCUGUUUGUGACUGCAUUCCUGAAUUUCUUUGAAAGACCAUUGAACUGUCCACUUUGCGAUCAUCUAGCUGGCAAUGCAACGGCAUUGAAAGAACACCUUAACGAACACUUAACCCUCCAACACCCCAACGCUGUAAAAACGCCCAUUGAUCAGUUAGAUAUCAAAAAGUACGCCUGUAAACAAUGUGCAAAUUUCGAAACAAACGACAUUGCCGCCUUAAGAUUACACGUCGAAUCGGAGCAUCCCGAACGAAAGUUUUUGUGCGUAGUUUGCUGCAAAUUGUUUAAAGCCCAGGCUAGUCUUACCUUACAUUUGAGGAUGGCGCAUCAGACGGGGAAUGCUGUCGAUCGCAAACAUCAAUGCCAGUUUUGUCGUAAGAAAUUCAUCAGUCUUGGUCGUAAGCAGGCACAUGAGAAACUGCAUCAGACGGAUUUAUCUGCGGGGUCGGUUAGAAGUCCGAUUGAAUUGAAAACAGUAGAUUCGACUGCUCACUCACCUGCCGAACCUGAAGAAUCAAAGACUUUAUUCGUCUGUCCAAUUUGUGACAAAUCUUUCAAAAAAGAGCAAUAUCUACAACAACACAGUCGUACCCACGAAGCGAAGAAAUGGGAGUGUUCCGUUUGCCGAAAACUUUUUACAACAAAAGAGUAUCUACGAAAACACGCUCGUCUUCACACAGGUGAGACUCCCUACACUUGCGAUCAGUGCGGGAAAACGUUCACUUUUCAGCAGUCGUAUCAUAAACAUUUACUCUAUCACAGCGACGACAGACCGUACCCGUGUGAUCAAUGUAAUCGUCGCUUCAAAGAGCUUUCCACUCUGCACAAUCAUCAAAGAAUCCAUACAGGCGAGAAACCUUACUCUUGCGACAUAUGCGGUAAAGCAUUCCGUCAAAGAGUUUCGUAUGUCGUGCAUCGACGCAUACACACCGGAGCGUUGCCAUACGUUUGCCUAACGUGUGGCAAAUCGUUCCGCUACAAGGUGAGUCAGAGGACCCAUAAAUGCGAUGCUGGACGAGGUGAAGAAGGAAAUGACAUCAUCCGACAUCGACCUGAUUGGCUCGAACGGCUCGUUACAGCCCAGCAACAAUUGUCAGCUCCAGAAGAAAAAUGCGUUGCGGAGGUUGGAGAGUUGGAAAUUACUCCGGACAAACCUCCGGAUCUUGAUGCGAUGGAAGAAGCUUCUAGUCCGUCAGAGCGACAUCAUCGCAGCUUCUUUGAUUCGAAAACUUAUUAUGAAAAUGAUUCAUUGCCCACAUUGGAUCUGUCUCAGUUAACUCUCAGUUUGGACAGUGAUUUAAUCUUUCCCAGCUAACUAACCACGAGCUUUAUUUAGUGGUAUACUAAAAAAAAAUAAAAUAAUUAACGCUCAUCCAACAUAAUGCUUUGAUCGCCUCACCUUCUAUGGUUCCUUCUUUCGAUAGCAUUACAUCGUAGCCAUUA
Daphnia magna is the source of this 1504-nucleotide messenger RNA. RefSeq names its product zinc finger protein 135. The record is from RefSeq and is a predicted model, not a curated record. Bases 6 to 1376 code for a protein of 456 amino acids. Gene Ontology annotation, cellular component: nucleus. NCBI's taxonomy places the organism in Eukaryota, Metazoa, Arthropoda, Branchiopoda, Diplostraca, Daphniidae. Gene Ontology annotation, biological process: regulation of transcription by RNA polymerase II. The transcript is spliced from 8 exons. Gene Ontology annotation, molecular function: DNA-binding transcription factor activity, RNA polymerase II-specific; RNA polymerase II transcription regulatory region sequence-specific DNA binding.